Pediculus humanus corporis (human body louse) is the source of this 819-nucleotide messenger RNA. RefSeq lists its product as uncharacterized. The transcript has 3 exons. The record is from RefSeq and is a predicted model, not a curated record. The coding region runs from base 1 to 819 and encodes 272 amino acids. NCBI's taxonomy places the organism in Eukaryota, Metazoa, Arthropoda, Insecta, Psocodea, Pediculidae.
AUGAAGUGCGUUACGUGCGGGUUUUUAUUGAUUUUCUUCGUCGGUACGACGAUUGCAAUGGCGACAACGACAAUGGAUACCGGAAGACAAUCGGACAAUUUAUUAAGUCACGUUAUGACCGAAUGCGGUAAAAAAGAUUCCAUCUCGUGUUUUAAAUAUAAAUUAUUUUCUUAUUUGGAUAAAACUCUCGGAGAAAGAGAAUCGUUCGUUAUAGACGAAGGGGUUAAAGUUGUCAAAACGGAGUCUGCCGAUGGGGCGCCAAGAUCCCUUGAUGAAAAAUCAGAUAAUGUCGAAACGAUGGUUCUUAACAGAUUUGAAAAAUUCAUGAGGACUCACACAUUUAAAUUUGACGUAAAAGGUUCUGACGUACUUAAUGGAAUUUCAAAUGCGGCAAAUUCUUUGGGUUUGGUACAAGAGGAGGGAAUCGAAGAAUCCAGAGGGAAAAAGAAAAAAGCGGUUAAAAUGCUGUUGCCAUUACUCUUGGCAUUAAAGCUUAAACUUGCAACUCUACUUCCGCUUGCAUUGGGUGCCAUCGCGUUGGUUGCCAAAAAAGCAUUGAUCAUUGGUAAAAUAGCACUUUUGUUAUCCGCAUUGAUCGGUCUUAAAAAACUAUUGGGAAAUCAACAGAAAAGCGUGACGUAUGAAAUCGUAAGUCACCCACAUCAUACGAGUCACGAUGUAUGGUCAGGUGGUGAUUAUGGCGGUUCUGCUAGUGGUGGCGGCGGCGGCGGCGGACACGGAGGCGGUUGGGCAAGAUCGAGUAACGAUGCACAAAAUCUUGCAUAUAAAGCUUAUGCACCAACGCAACAACAGCAAUAA